AUGCGAUGUCAUUCAAUGAUGUACAGCUUGGAGGGCCCCGAGAAACGUGAGAUUCAGAAUGGCAGCGAUAAUCACGUCAAGAAGUGGCUAAAGGAGGAGGCCGACACCCUCGGCAUCCACCACAACCAACGAGAGGUUGGCAAAACCCAGAACACGAGAGCCGCAGCCCCAUCCGUGGAGGGAGAGCACGUGCACCACCACGUACACGAACACAUACAGCUCAUCAUCCAAAAGGAAACCGUCCAGCCCCACGUGGUACACCGGACCAAACCCAUCCACGAAGUCCACCAGCACGAACCAGAGCACCACGGCGCAUCCAUACUACCGUCCGUCACACUGGAGGAAUCCGAACGACAGGGCGGCAGCGUCCACGGCUCCAGCGGGGAGCGGUCUGAUGCGUUCGCCGGCGAGCCCGGGCGCCUGGACCGCGGCCACAUCGACGGUGCUGGCGUUCGGGGUACCACCAGCCUGACGCACCCAGAUGGUGAGUCUGGCGUCGGGUAUCACGCUCCGAGCACCCGGAGGACCACGCGCGGCGGAACCCCGGAGAUGUACGGGCCUUCUGCAGAUGCUCGGGGCAUCAAUGAGAACGAUCAUGAGUAUGGUCUCUCAUCAGAGGGGACUCACCACCAUGGUGCCGACUCCCUCGGCUACACUACCUCGCCGAGAUCUGGCACACGCGGGAAGUCGAGUGUCCCUCGUGGCAGCCUCGAGAUGCGCCGGACUAGUGAGUCUACGCCAGGAGCGACACACACCACCACGAGUCCUACUCAGCAUAAACCCACCUUUAUAGAGAAGUUGAACCCCAAAAAGGACGCCGAUGGAGACGGAAAGGCAGGGACUAUGACCUAG
Diaporthe citri is the source of this 852-nucleotide messenger RNA. RefSeq lists its product as uncharacterized. Lineage: Eukaryota; Fungi; Ascomycota; Sordariomycetes; Diaporthales; Diaporthaceae. Bases 1 to 852 code for a protein of 283 amino acids. The transcript has 2 exons. The record is from RefSeq and is a predicted model, not a curated record.